Molecule: messenger RNA, 3027 nt
Organism: Lottia gigantea (owl limpet)
Lineage: Eukaryota; Metazoa; Mollusca; Gastropoda; Lottiidae
Exons: 2
Coding region: 1-3027 (1008 amino acids)
Biological process (GO): proteolysis
Molecular function (GO): aspartic-type endopeptidase activity
Source: RefSeq, a predicted model, not a curated record
AUGACUAGACAUACCUUACUUGACAUGGACUUUACAAAUAUGUGUGACCCCAUCCCUGUGUUGUGUCCAUCUGAUAACCAGCGAUAUGAAGCCAGUGCCUGUGCCCCAAACGAUAGCCCCGGAUCAUCAAACCCUCCACGUACUGUUUCGUCUAAAGAGGCGCCAUCUAGUAACUUAGAAGCGACUAUACUGCAUCAGUUAUCAACAGUAGUGGAACAAUUGGAACUGCAAAGAAAGAGAAUUGUCGAAAUUGCAGCUACAAAAACAUCGCCCGAUUCUGUGAAUAAUAUGUCUAAUAGUGAACAAGUAGUGAAUACAAAUGGGGCAGGGUACGUGGUAGGCGGAAUCAGUGGUGACUUCGCUGCAAAAUUAUUUGACAGAUUCGACAAUCUGUCUAAGGAAAUGGAAUUAUAUAGAAGUGAGGUGUUUGAUGUGAAAACUUGCCUAAAACAAGGUGUGAGUGCGGGGGGUGGUUACAACAAAUCGAACAACGUUACGUUUGGGCCGAAUUCUGGUGAAUAUAAUUUCGUUCCUAGUGUUACAUCUACACCGAAUACUAGAGGUGACGUCUCCGGGUCUGUGUGCCGUAAACCUGUGAGGACGCUCCAAGCUUAUGAUGGUAGUACAUCCUUCAUGGACUACAAUUGCCAUUUUCAACUUUGUGCUCAACUUAAUAAUUGGAGUGAAAAUGAGAUGGCUUUACAUUUAGCCACAAGUUUAAAGGGCAGUGCCCAGAAAGUGUUGACGUCGUUAAAGGUGGAAGAUCGUUUAAUUUAUUCAAAAGUUAUCGGUGCUUUAGAAGACAGAUUUUUACCCCAAAAUCAGUGUCAAUUAUACAGAGCCCAAUUGAAGGCCCGACAAAGAAAACCAAAAGAAAGUCUGCCCGAACUUGGGGAAGCAGUAAGGCGUUUGGUGACAAUGUCAUAUCCAUCUGCUGAUAGUGAAUUACUUCAAAUUUUAGCAAAGGAUGCCUUUUGUGAUGCUCUUUGUGACGAUGGAGAUAUGGUGUGGCAGAUUCAGAGAACCAGACCAACAAAUGUUGAGGAUGCUGUAAGGUUAGCCGUAGAGUUAGAGGCAAACCAAUCUCCAGGUAAUACCAAUAAUUAUAACACCAGUAGAGGGGCGACAAAUGGAAAUGGAAGUGCCAGUUUUAGAAUUCAGCGCUAUGACCAUAACAACAGAUGGCACUAUGCUCGUUCGGGUCAUGGUAGUCGUGCAAAUAAAAGAACCUUUUGCACCCCCAAUGAAACUGGUCUUCACAUAAAGAGUAUCAUACAAUCAGUGAAUGUAAAUGCCCUUAUUGAUACUGGGGCUACAAUAAGUUUCUUAUCAAAGAAGUCCUUCGAUUCUAUUCCACGAAAUAAUCGACCAGAACUAAAAUAUGUGGCUGCUAGAUAUAGUACAGCGAACGGUGGGCUUAUGGUCAUUUAUGGCAAAGCUGAUUUUUUAAUUGAAAUCUAUGGUCAUAACUAUCCCCAUACAUUGGUAGUGGCUGACAUUGGCUCUCAGUGCAUUCUUGGACUGGAUUUUAUGAAUGCCAAUGAAGGCACCAUCAAUCUGAAAAGAAAGACGAUAACGUUGAAUGGUAAUACAUACGAAAUUCAUCUAGAAGAACCUAUUGGUAUAUGUCGUGUGUCUCUGUGUGAAAAUACAUGUGUUCCAUCUGGACAUGAGGUGGUUGUUAAUGGAUAUAUCCCUUUGGAAUGUGUCGAAUUAGUUAAGUAUCGGGAUGUAAUGAUGGAGCCCAUUGAACGUCUGUAUAAAGAAAAGCGAAUCUUGUCGGCUAAAGCUAUUUGUUAUAUAAAUGAUGAUAACCCUUGGGUACCAGUGAGGUUAUUCAAUGCAAAUGAUUAUGAUGUCUUUUUUUAUAAAAACACCUCGGUUGGUGACUUAGUUCCAGUAAGAGUGGUUGAGACUGAGAGAGUAUCCCAAACACCCAAUAUUUGCCCAGAGUUACCACCUCAUGUUCUGGACUUGUGGGUUAGAGCUUGUGAGGGACGUAAACAGGUGGUUCAUGUAGAUCGGUUAAGAAUAUACAACCAACGUGACGAAGAAUCUGACAGUGAUGCACCAUGUGAACCGAUAGACGACUUCCUUGAUAGUGACGACAAUGUAGAUGCCGAUAGAGAUGCGUCAUGUGAACCGAUAGAUGACUCUCCUGACAGUGACUAUUGUGAUAGUAAUGUGGGUGGCGAUAAUGCGGAAUCGUUAAAUGUCCAGGGUUUUGCUCCUGUAACCUCUAGGUAUGAAAGAGUACGCCGACAACCUGCUUAUCUCGACACAUAUGUAAUGUGUGUUUCUUCUAUUCCAAGGAAGUUGGGCGAGGAUGAUGAGAAGAAGAAGCAUGAUAAUAGGAAGAUGGGCGAGAGGAAGAAGGAUGAUGAGAAGAAGAAGGAUGAUGAGAGGAAGAAGGAUGAGAAGAAGAAGGGUGGUGAUAGGAAGAAGGACGAGAGGAAGAAGGACGUUGGGAAGAAGGAUGAUGAGAGGAGACAGGAUUACCAGAAUGAUGACCAGGUUGUUGAGAAGAAGCUUGACAAGAAGGAUGGUGCGAAAAAGAAGGAUGAUUACAAGACGAAGGAUGAUAGCGAUAUAGAUGAUGGGAAGAAGGCUAAUAGAGAGAUAGAUGACGAGAAAAGGGUUGAUGAAGAUAUAGAUGGUGGGGAUAAGGAUGAUAGUGAUGGAGAAGAUAAAAGAUUUAGAAUGGAAGAUAAAGGUGGUUUGUUGAGGAUGAUAAGGCUGGACAAAGAGUUGGGUGGUGCGCCUAAUCUUAAUUUCUCUUUAUAUAGUGAUAUUAGUGAAGAGAGUAGUGCAGGUGGAGACUCUUUGGAAACGUCGGGUGAUGGUGAGGAAGUAGAGGAGAAAGAAGGAGGGAAAGUGGAUAGAGCUACAGAGACGAAAGUGGAGACAGGGGAAACGGGGACGCAGUGUUGUAUGGUGAGGUAUAAGAAGAUUGUGGAAGUAGAGAGUAUGACGGAGGAUGGGGAGAGCAGGACAGUGAGAGUAGAGACGGAUUUUCUCGCUAUAUAA